AUGGACGCAGAAUUCCCCGUUAUUGCCAUUACUGCCCCGAACUUCAACAAGAUGGACAAAUACGGCGACGUUUUCUUGAGCUUUUCCGAUACCGUUUUUGGGUUUUGGGAGGAUUUUCACGCCCUACCGGAGAAUUCAUCAUCCAACUCCCAUGAUGACGGCGACAACCUGGUGGAGGAGGAUGAAAGUCUUUGCUCUCUGGAAAAAAAUAAAGCUUUUUGGGACGAACAAUACCAACUUCUCCAGGUAACUUUACGUAGGACUAGCUCGAUUGAGACAAGAGUUCGGGAAGCUACAAAGGAGGCUCUAAGCGAAUUGAAUAUAUCAGACACGCAGUGCAUAUGCCACCCAACGGUGGUUGUUAAAAGCUGCCGGAAUUGCAUGAGAAGAGAAAUAUGUGAUCGUUUGUUGAAUCUUGGCUACAAUUGUGCCAUUUGCAUAUCUAAAUGGAGGAGUUCAUCGGAAAUCCAGUUAUCGGGGGAGCAUACUUAUCUGGAAGUGAUGGAUAACUCAAACAGUAAAAGAGAAGUAAAAGUGGUAAUUGAAUUGAAUUUUCGAGGCGAAUUUGAGAUGGUACGUGCCAAUGAAGAAUACAACAAAUUAAUUAGCCGUUUACCCGAAGUAUUUGUUGGAAAAGCAGAAGGGUUACGAGUCAUAAUUAAGAUUAUGUGUUCGGCUGCUAAAAAAUGCAUGAAGGAGAAGAAAAUGCACAUAGGACCUUGGAGGAAACACAAGUACAUGCAAGCUAAGUGGCUUGGCAUCACUGAUAGUUCUAAAACUGCGCCCCUUCCUGCAAUUUACUCUCCACGAUCACAAAAACCUAAGGCUUCUAUGCUCACCUAUGAUUUAGUAGAAAAUAUUCCAAGCCUUCACUGUGCUGUUCGUUGCUAG
This is a messenger RNA of Abrus precatorius (Indian licorice), 891 nucleotides long. RefSeq lists its product as uncharacterized. The transcript has 3 exons. Lineage: Eukaryota; Viridiplantae; Streptophyta; Magnoliopsida; Fabales; Fabaceae. The record is from RefSeq and is a predicted model, not a curated record. The coding region runs from base 1 to 891 and encodes 296 amino acids.